GUGAUGUGUACUUAGAAAUUCAUUAGAAUUUUCAGCUGAGUGAUUGCGCGUCGGAAAGUAAUAUACGCUAUUACGCCUCUGAUCAAUAUGCUAGACGUCGGAGGAACCAGGAUCACGAUCUACGCGGAAAACGCUAGUUAAUGAAAUUGUUUUCAAGGAGAAGUUGAAAGAAUCGGUUAAUCUGUCUUAUAAAAAGGAGAUGAAUCAGAAGAUGUCUGAGUUAGUCGAGUGAUAACAGUGAACAUGUUAGUGACCAUUUUACCAUUUCUUUUAAGUAUGUAUAUAUAUAUAUAUAUAUAUCGAUCGAAGAGAAAAUAUGAAGUUGAUAAAUAAUAACAUACGUCUUUUUUUUCCAUAUAUAGUUAUAACAAUAAUAACUAUUAUUAUCAAAGUAUAAUAUAGUAAUAAUUAUCUUCUUUGCUUCUUUUUACAAUUAAUAAUAAAUUUUCAUUCGUAGUACAAGUCCAUAUGCAAAGCAAUAGAUAUUAUAAUUAUAUAUUUUCAGCUGCUCGAUUAACUCCAGAACAUCCUCAAGAAAAAUAUCAUUGGCAAUAUGGUGGAGAAAUGACGUUUAACGUUCUCGUAGAUCUAUCUCGAUCUGACAUCGAUCGUGGAAGACGUAUUUAUUGUUCGACGAUUUCGAACGAGCUCAAAUGUCGCGUUAAAGAUACCGAAGCUCUCAGCUGUUAUUUUUUAGAUCCUGUUGUAACCCUUUCAACGAUUAACAAUAACUCAACGUGCGAAUGGUCAAGAAAUCAUCGAAUUGCAAUUAACGAUUGUCCCUUCGAUCGCGAACCGUUCGAAAUAAGAUACGAUUCUCGUGGUAUCGAGAAUCUCGUUGUAAGCAGAACUAUACCAAGAUGGAAAUUGGAUGUAACGAAAGCUGUUGUUAGUCAACUUCACGUUGGCUUUGAAUUUAAAGAAGGACAAUCUAAGUUUAAAACGAUCGAAAAUUUUAAUUUCGGUCAUUGCGAAUUAGAUUCAAAGGUACUCGUGUCCGGCAAACACCACGAAAACGAGGAACACGUAGAAAAGAAUUUUGAAAUGAUUCUGUUGGAUUCGAACGAAUUACGUUACAGGGAUAUACUCGAUCAAGAUGGUCAAAUAAUUAUUGAAAAGAUCAGACAGCCUAAAAACUGUCCAAGAAGGCCUAUUUAUUUCUUUGGAUUUCCUACGAGUCGUAGAGAUGAUACCGAGAAAGGAACUUUUAUGGAGAUGAUAUCCUCGAAGACCAGGAUGGUCAUAUCCAAAAGAGGAUUUUCUUCAGAAACGAUUUCCGAAGGUGUACCAAUAACGAUGAAUGGAUCGAACGUCGGAUUGUCACGUCAGAGAAUUAUUUUGUUCUUAAAAAGUGUGAAUCCUGCUCGAAAUUUACCACCAACGAUUCCUAAUCCAGCUUCCACCAGUAUUCAUACUUAUUCUAGUUUUGAUCAUUACACCAAACGAAUGUUACGUAGAAGUAUUAGACUUUUUGAAAACAACGACAAAUUUAAAUCGAUUCUUCGUUUAAAAAAAUGAUAGUUGUACUUACAAAAUGUUAUGUAGUUUUAACAAUCGAAAUGUUAACGUUUCUCCCAUUGCUUUUGAAAAGUAACUUCGUUGGCUUCCAAGAUUAAUCGUAUCACACAAACGAAUAACACUCCGAGUUCGUCUAAUAAACGCAAUUAAGAAACUUGGAAUAAUCCUUUAAGUUAGCUUGAAGCAAUAUAUUUACGAUUGGUCUUAUCUUGGUAAAAGUUAUUUUGAACAAGCUUUAUAUGUACGAUUAGUUAUUAUGUAAAAUUAUAUAAAUUGAAUAGAUAUACAUAAAUGUUAAUAAAACACAUAUGUACAUAUACAUAUACAAGGAAGAAUAUUAUAAACGUUCUACGAAAAAAAAGUUUUUUUAUACGUAUAUAACAAUUACGUAGAAUCAUUAUAGAAUUAUGAGAAUAGCUAGAUUCAAAAAAAAAAAAAAAAAAGCAAGAGAAGAAAAAUUAUGAAAGUUAUAAAAAAUUAAACUAAGUACAUAUGUAUGUAGUUGUGUAUAAGUAUCAUUAGUAGGUAGAUGUAUAAACACGCACACACGCAUAUAUGUUUUUAUAUAUUAAAAAAAAAAAAAAAAAAAGAAGAAAAGAACAAUCCUACAUAUAUUACAUUAAAAAGGAAAAAAGAAGAUAAAGCUGCACACCUAUACCACGUUAAAAUAUUACGUAAGAACAUGUAUGUUUCGAAUUAUCGAUUUAAACUAAAGACAUUAACCGAAAUUAUUGAAUCGGCAAUAAUUUCAAUAGGAAAACAGAGAAAGAAGUUCAAUGUCAAGUGAGUUUACAGGUAUAGCGAAUAAAUUACGUGAGAUUUGUAAGGGAUGGACACAAAACAAGGAGAUAGUGAAAGACCACGUCCACCCACAUGAAAGCUUGUCAUGUUCCAGUGCCCUUGGUAAUACACUACACAUUUAAAGGAUCAUCUUCCUAAGCGGAGUAAAACGCAGUCGUAUACGAACGGGCAGGCGCAUUUCAGCGCAACCCCUACCAGAGAUAUCGCUAACAAAUACAGAUGCAGAUUGCUUUAGAAGGGAUGUGGCAAAGCCAUCGAACUCGUCUACUAUAGGUAGAGCAUCCCCCACUAUCCUACGCAUUUAAAUAGAGGCGCCGGAACACCUGUAGUCAUACCUGUUAUUGGUGCUUGUCGAGAUUUAUCAGCUUGUUUGCGAAGAAGAUUUCGAAGAUCUCUCAGUCGUUUACCUUAUCUUUAAAGAUAUGGAAACCAUGAAUAAGAGAGAUAGAAGAGGUGCUAAGAAGGGCGAUAAGAAAAAUAUCCCAUUGACUUAUAAAGAUUCUCAACGUUGGCAAGACAAGAAAAGAUGCUUGUUCUGCCAAUAUUCCUUCUUUAUAAAAAAUGUCUUGAGAGUGAUAAUUAGGGAGUAUCCUAUUUUCACAACGCUCAUGAUGAUACGGAUGACCGUAUUAGAGGGAUAUGUCAUAUCGCAUAAAGAGCACACGAUAAGCUAUUUGAAAGUGGACAAAGAUCAAAAAGGAUUUGACCCGACGCAAGAAGAUUUUGUUACUCGUUUGCAAGAUCAUCACGCCGGGCUAAUAAUGGACACCACUGAUCAGGAUAGCGAUGACGACAACGAGACAAGAUGGCAAAGACUUCGAAGAUUUUUCGGACGUCUAUUUAACAGAAAUCAACGUAACGCGACCGAUGAGAUAUCAAUAGGAAAUAACAAGAAAGAAAACAGUGGAACGAUCGAUGAAUUUUUGGCCAGAUUAGCUAAAAAUCUGGAGAUAGAAAGGGGACAGUUAGAGGAUUGCAUAGACUACGUAAUAACAACGCAAAACGAGAUCCUCUUCGAGCUAAAUCUUCAAAACCUAACUACAGUAAGUGCGAAAAGCGCGGACGUUAUCGAAUGUGAGAUGAUCAAUAUGUGUUGGAAACCUAGAGAAUCGACAACGUCAGAAGUAAGAUAUCAGCAUAACGAUGUUAAAAAUCAUUCGGCAAAUAAUAGCAGUUGGUUCGAAUUAGUCGAUCGUGGAUGUGUCAUACCGUUUCAGUCAAAUUUCUACGGUUUCACUUUUCAUAAUUCAUUGGCCAAUCAAAAUUUGAAAAAUUUACUUUACAAAUGCAUACACAGGAUCGAGGAGCAUUCGAUGAACACUUUCAGUUGGUAUACGAACAAAGACUUAUAUCACGAUUACCUUUAUCCGCGCAGUUCAUUUUCCUAUCGGGAAUAUCUCGAAUAUCAAAGCAAACAUGAAAUUUUUAAUUCAAAAGUUAUCGUAGACCAAUCGAAUCCGUUGAAACUUGGCAUUCCUUUCGCACACGUAAUCACCGCAAAUUUUUAUUCCUAUCACAAAUACAUUAGAGACUAUAUGCGCGAAAUAAAUUUGUUUCCUAAUUCGAUCAUUCAUAUGAACGUAGUAGAUUUUCCAUUUAUUAUUAGAUCCCUUAAUCCGGAAAAUUGCACGCACAUGUUUCAUAUUGUUUAUAAAAAGAAUUUUUAUAACCGGCCAACUUACGAAGAUCUCUACAAAGGGCUCGUUCUUUUGAGAGAUCUUAUGAACAAAAUGAAAUUGAAGGACUUGGCUAUGUGCAAAAUUGGCUCUUUUUACGAACGACUUAAUUUUAACGAAAUCCUUAAAAUGAUAGAGUUUAUUUUCCUUAACACCGAUAUAAAAAUACGAAUUGGUUUAAAUCUCAACGGAAAUCACCGAUUUAUAAGAUCGAGUCCAACUGAACGUGAUACGAACGAAUGUUUCAAUUAUCAUGUGAACAGAGUCAAUCAAUAUUUUUCUUUCGACAGUGUACACGCAUCCAGAACCGCUCUAUAUUCGACCAAUGAAAAUUAAUUUAAAAAAGAAAAAGAAUAAUUAUAUAAAGGAAAUUACUAUAGAAAUAUAAUACAUAUAUAUAUAUUAUAUUUCUAUAGUAUACAUAUAUAUAUAUAUCUAUACAUGUCCAUAAUAAUAUAAAAGUCAAAGAAAAAGAAAAAAAAAAGAAAAACAAAAGAAAAUUACUAUAGAAAUAUAAUACAUAUAUAUACAUAAAUGUAUUAUAUUUCUAUAGUAAUCAUAUAUAUAUGUAUUAUAUUUCUAUAGUAAGAUAGAAAUCAAAGAAAAAGAAAAAGAAAAAAAAAAGAAAAAUUACAUAAAGAAAAUUACUAUAGAAAUAUAAUACAUAUAUAUAUGUAUUAUAUGCGUGUGUAUAUGUGUGCAUGUGUGUUUGUCUAUUUAUCUAUCUAUCUAUAUACAUAUUAUAUAAAUAUAUAUACAACAUAUAUACAUUUUAUCACGUUUUAUAUAUAUACAUACAUUUUAUUACAUAUAUUAUAUUACAUAUAUACAUAUAUACAUAUAUACAUAUAUACAUAUAUAUCUAUAUAUUUAUUAUCAAAAAUAUAUAUAUUUUUAUAUGUAUACAAAAAAAGAAGAAAGACGUAUUUCGGAGAGUACCUGAACGAUAUUGUAGGAACUGACUAGAGAAUAGAGAACAGACAUAUUAUAAUUUAAAUUAUUAAUUCAAAUUAUUAUUUAAAUAUUUAUUAUAUUGAUAAAAUAUUUGAAUUUAAAGAUUCUAUUAAACCAUGAUAAUGAAAAGGCCAAAGUUAUAGCAAGAGAAACAAAUGUAUAGUACAAGAUGGAUACAUAUAUAAAUGGA
Messenger RNA from Vespula vulgaris, 5139 nucleotides. Its product is annotated as vitellogenin-like. Gene Ontology annotation, biological process: lipid transport. Gene Ontology annotation, molecular function: lipid carrier activity. The record is from RefSeq and is a predicted model, not a curated record. The transcript is spliced from 4 exons. NCBI's taxonomy places the organism in Eukaryota, Metazoa, Arthropoda, Insecta, Hymenoptera, Vespidae. The coding region runs from base 469 to 1518 and encodes 349 amino acids.